AUGAUCAAUUUGGAAACUUUUGUUUGGGACAUGCCUACCGGCGUGCUGUCUGAUAUCUUCCUCGCGCUAGGAUCUCAUCAAGACAAAUCACCCAGCGGCGAGUGUAAGCUCGAAAAGGUCUGGGUGCGGUGGCACGAUAGCUAUCGCGACACCACAAUCGCCGACUAUGUUGAACCGGCCCAGACCGUGAUUCCACCGUCAGCCACCUUGACUCCCAUCGGCAUUCUCCUCCCCUCGAGCGCGGAAGAGUCGCCGCGCCCCUCUACUACCAUAGGUUAUGGCGACUGUCGGUUGGAGUACCCGACCUUCAGUGUCCUGCCCCCUUUGAGAAGCCUCACAGUCCUUGAGAUCGACCAGCUCGCCUACCUCGAGGAGAUGUCAACCCUAAUUGAGCGGUCUAGGUCCCGACUUCAGGAGCUUCGCGUUGGUAUCAACUCUCACGUCGUCCAGCUCGACUUUGUGAAGGCUUGGGAUGGGUCCGACCUGCGACAGGUAGACCACGACGCCCACUGGUUUGGGGCGAGCAUGCUUGGAGAACGUCGCUUGGGCGGUGUGCUCGGCGUCUUAUUUGGGAGGAUUUACGAUAUUCGUCGCACCAGCCCCUCCAAAGCCGACGUACAUGACGAACCAUCAACGACACAAAAUGCCUCUCAGGCGGAGGUGGCUGCUGUCUCGUACGUCGAAGUCACACGCCCGUGGGCCCGGAAUAAUGUGCUGACAUCGGCCGGCAGCAUCGUGCCCACUCGAGACAACGGACGCUCCAUCUCCCCGGACCGAUGCCGCCAGCCCGACGUCCCUCCACGACAGUCGCCAGCCGACUCCGCUGGAACGCAAUUCGGCGAAAGCGCGUUCCGCAAGUUUGAAGGGAAACUCAGGCUACGAACUCUCGAGCUCGAGCGUGUCCCCUCUCGAUGCAGCCUGUGGAAGGUCCUGAAGCGCCAGUUUGCGCCUACGUCAGGCCCGACAAGCCCGACCGCUUCUACCACGAGCAAGCCAGGUCAGACGAGCGCCCUCCACUAUUCCCUCGCCUUGAAGCACAUCCACACAGAUCAAGCUUCUACGGCCUUGAUCAGUUUUAUAAAGGAAACCUUGGCUCCAAACUCCCUCGAGGUGUUUUUCCUCCAUGACCGCCGCCAAUCACCAGCCCCAAGUGUCCCCGUGGACCAAAUUUUCAAGUCGGUCAUUGUCAGGCAUCGUAGCAGUCUCCGCAAGCUGCUUCUCGACAGCUCCGAGAAGCGAGGCCGGAAUAACACGGGCCUAAGCCCCUUGCGCUGGCGUGCCUGGGCCCCGACAUCCGACAUGGUCCUCUACAUGACGAGCGGGAAGAUGUCAAAAUUGACAGAGCUUUCUAUUGCGUUAUACUAUCGUGACUGGCACACCUUCCUCCAGAGACUGCCAAACAUUCCUCAACUAAGGUCUCUGAACAUACCCAACAUGGCCCCUCCCGAUAGAGAAGGUCAUAACUCGGAGGUAAAAGAGUUGGCUCUCCAAAUCGUGGACAUUGUAACGCUCCGGCCCGAAAUCGAGCUCUGCUACGUCGGCCUCUGCUCCAAGUGCUUCGAGAUCUACGAAGCCGAGCCUCGUUCAAGAGCUCGGAGAGCUAGACGUGGUUCAGCCAGCUCAUCAGUGAGCCACACCCAAGGUAGUGACAUAUCCUCGUCCAGCAGCGACGACGACGACACAGCGAGCCAGGCCUCGGUCCAUACAGCGGAGGAAACCGACAUUGGUAACAUGGUUGUCGCUAACCUGGUCAGUGAUGAGACGGAGUCCGAGACCUCUGCAAUCGAAGAUUCGGAUGUGGAGUCACUCAAAGAUUUCGAUCUCAUGCUACCCAAGUGCGAGUACCGAGCAAGGGAAAUAUUGUUCUUUGACGAGGUUGCCAUCUUUAAAGCGCGACAUGCCAAGCUUUAG
Molecule: messenger RNA, 1911 nt
Organism: Parascedosporium putredinis
Lineage: Eukaryota; Fungi; Ascomycota; Sordariomycetes; Microascales; Microascaceae
Source: the annotation of a GenBank genome assembly